CCCGCGUACACGCUCGCGGCGCUGCCCAGGGGGGCGAAGCGGCGGCCGGGGGCGAUCCCGGCGGUCCCGAGGGUCCCAAUCCCGCCGGAGCGGACGGAGCUGGAAUAGACGGUGCGGCGGGAGAAGCUCAUGGGGACGGUGACACGACGGCGGGAGCCCGAGAGUCGCACGGACGGACGCACGGAUGGAAUUCCGGGCGGGAAUUGUGGCCGGGAUUUAUAGCCGGGAGCGGCCCCACGGCACCUCCCCACGGCCUCGCUCCCGGGAAGAUGUCAGUCUCCAUCCCCCGGCAGCCGCUGCGGAGCAGCUCGGCCGUUCCGGGCCGUUCCUUCUCGUCCCGCUCCUUCACGGCCGGCCCGGCGCUGAGGAUGAGCACGGCCCCGGCCCUCGGCCCUUACGGGGGGCUCCGUGGUGGCUCCGGGGGGCUCGGGGGACCCUCGUGGGUCCCGGGGGCGGGCGGGGGCAUCACGGCUGUCACCAUCAACCGGAGUCUCCUGGCGCCUCUGGACGUGGCCGUGGAUCCCGAGCUGCAGGAGCUGCGCCGAGAGGAGAAGGAGCAGAUCAAGAGCCUCAACGAUAAAUUCGCCGCCUUCAUCGACAAGGUGCGGUUCCUGGAGCAGCAGAACAAACUCCUGGAGACCAAGUGGGGGCUCCUGCGGGCACAGCCCCCCCCCCGCAGCACCCUGGGGGGGCUCCUCGAGGGCUACGCAGGGACCCUGCGGCGGCAGCUGGAGGGGCUCGGGCAGGAACGGCAGCGGCUGCGCGCAGAGCUCGGCCACGUCCGGGGGCUCGUCGAGGAGUUCAAGGCCAAGUAUGAGGAGGAGAUCAACCACCGCACAGAGAAGGAGAACGAGUUUGUCCUGCUCAAAAAGGAUGUGGACGAAGCCUACAUGUCCAAGGUAGAGCUGGAAUCGCGCCUGGAGAGCCUCACGGACGAGAUAAACUUCCUGCGGCAGCUCUAUGAGGAGGAGCUGCAGGAGCUGCGGGCGCAGGUGUCGGACACGGCUGUGGUGGUGUCCAUGGACAACAGCCGCCAGCUGGACAUGGCCGGUGUCCUGGCGGACGUGCGGGCGCAGUACGAGGACAUCGCUGGCCGCAGCCGUGCUGAGGCUGAGGGCCUCUACCAGGUCAAGUACGAGGAACUGAAGACGGCGGCCGGGAAGCAGGGAGACGACCUGCGCCAGACCCGGAGCCAGAUCCAGGAGCUGAACCGGCGGAUCCAGCGGAUCCAGGCAGAGAUUGAGGCUCUGAAAAAUCAGCGCUCUGGGCUGGAGGUGGCCGUGGCCGAGGCCGAGGAGCGCGGGGAGCUGGCACUGAGGGACGCCCGGGCCAAGCUGGCAGGGCUGGAGGGGGCCCUGGCCCAGGCCAAGCAGGACCUGGCCCGGCAGCUGCGGGAAUACCAGGAGCUCAUGAACGUCAAGCUGGCCCUGGACAUCGAGAUCGCGACCUACAGGAAGCUGCUGGAGGGCGAGGAGAGCAGGCUCGAGGCUGCUGUGCAGAACCUGAGCAUCCACACCAAGACUUCGGGGUACCUGGGUGGGUUCGGGGGAGGUUUUGGGGGGGGAUUUGGGGGGGCGUUUGGGGGCGCCGUGGUCAGCUCAGGGUACUCGGUGCCGCCCCCACCCCCCGAGAGCACGGCCCCCCUCAAAUCCCGUGCCAUCGUCAUCAAGAAGAUCGAGACCCGUGAUGGGAAGCUUGUGUCCGAGUCCUCCGACGUCCUGGAAAGCUGAACCCCCUUUCCUGGGGGACCCCCAUUCCUUGGCUUGGCCAGCUGAGCUGAGCCUCUCUCUUUCCUGAGCAGACCCUAAAUCCUGACCUGCUGAGCCCUCCCUGGGCCCCACUUCCUGGGGUGUCCCCCAUGUCCACACAAACUGAACCCCCCUUUCCCAGGGGGGUCCUCCAUGUUCCCUGCAAUCCCAGGGUGUCCCGCUAAGUCCUGACCAGGCAAAACUCCUUUCCUGAGAGGGGUUCCCCAUGUCCAGCUCAGCUGAGCCCUCCCCCUUUCUUGGGGGGGUCACUCUGUGUCUUGGGGGGUCCCUGAUGUCCAGCCCAGCUGAGCCCCCCUGGGCCUUCCCUUCUCAGGGUGUCCCCCCAUAUCCUCCCAAGCUGAACCCCCUCUUCUGAGGUGGGAGGGACGGUCCCCCAUGUCCUGACAUUCUGAGCCCCCCCAAGUCCCCUCUUUCCUGCCUGGGGGGAUCCCCCCAGGCCACCUGAGCCCCCUGAGUCCCCUUUCCUGGGGGUCCUGUCCGUGUCCUGAGGGGAUCUUUUGGGAGGGGGGUCCCCCUUGUCCAGGCCAGCUGAGCCCAUUCCCUUCUUGGGGGGUCCCCCCAUUCCCCUGGGGGUCCCCCAUGUCCUGACCUGCUGAGCCCCCCCCCCCCUUGGUGUGUCCCCCCUCCAUCCUGGCCCCCUUCCCUGGGGGACCCCAGCUCCCGACAGGACACCAGGCACCCUCUGCUGACAGCCUGAGCCAGUGCCAGUGCCAGUCUCCCCUGGGGGGCUCCAACCCCCCCAUUGUCCCCUCUCGGACUGGGGGGUGGGAACUGGGGGGUCUGGGCCUCCCCCGGGUGUUCUGCUUGCUGCUGGAAUAAAACCUUGGAAAUUC
Messenger RNA from Vidua macroura (Pin-tailed whydah), 2602 nucleotides. RefSeq names its product keratin 8 (gene KRT8). Gene Ontology annotation, cellular component: keratin filament. NCBI's taxonomy places the organism in Eukaryota, Metazoa, Chordata, Aves, Passeriformes, Viduidae. The transcript is spliced from 10 exons. The record is from RefSeq and is a predicted model, not a curated record. Bases 270 to 1730 code for a protein of 486 amino acids.